Messenger RNA from Gryllus bimaculatus (two-spotted cricket), 881 nucleotides. Lineage: Eukaryota; Metazoa; Arthropoda; Insecta; Orthoptera; Gryllidae. The record is from the annotation of a GenBank genome assembly.
CCUGCCUGCUGGCCACGCUGCUCGUGUACGCCCUGCUGCCCGACCUGCGCCGCUCCGCGCACGCCAAGGCGCUCGUGGGCCACGUGGCCGCGCUGCUCGUCGGCUCCGUGGCGCAGGCGGCCGGACAGCUGCGCGCCGCGCUGCCCGACGCGCAGUGCCACGCUCUAGCAUUCAUCGUGCAGUUCUCCUUCCUGGCAGCAUUCUUCUGGCUGAAUGCCAUGUGCAUCGACAUAGCGUGGGCCUUUAGCGGGUACCGGGCCAUGCAGGGCAGCAUCUCGGAGCGCGACCGGCGCAAGUUCCUCUACUACUCUGCGUACGCGUGGGGCAGCCCGGCCGUCAUCAGCGCCGUCACCGCUCUGCUCGAGUUCGCCCAAGGGCUGCCAGAGCACCUGCUGCGCCCCAACUUCGGCAAACGCACCUGCUGGUUUUACAGCAAGAUGGCGACGUUGGCGUACUUCUACGGGCCGAUGGCGGCGCUGCUGCUGGCGAACGUGGCGCUGUUCGCGUACACGACGGCGCGCAUCGUGCGCGUGCAGCGCGAGACGGCCGUGCUGAGCGGCGGCGACAGCGGCAGGCACGACGGCGGGGGCGGCGGCGCGGGCGGCGGCGGCAGCGCGCUGCGCGGGGACCGCAAACGGCUGAUGCUGUACCUGAAGCUGUUCUGCCUGAUGGGCGUGACGUGGAUAACGGAGAUUAUCUCGUGGGCCGAGGGCUCCGACGGCGUCUACUGGUACGUCACCGACGCCAUCAACCUCCUGCGGGGCCUCUUCAUCUUCGUGCUCUUCUGCUGCAAACCGAAGGUGCUAAAGCUGCUGCGGCGGCGCGUGCGCGAGCUGUGGCUGUGCGCAGGCGGCUGCUGGCGCUCGGACGGGCGCGAAUAA